ACCGUAUCGCAGCAUCGGCGGACCUCUUCAGGUGUCUCUGCUGGGCGGCCGCGCGGCGGAGCCGAUGGAGGAGGUGUAACAGGACGGCAUGGCGGACCGAGACAAGAGGAAAACCAGCCCCCCAGCUGGACGGAACAUCCAGGUGAAGUCCCCGGCCAGCUUCAGGUUGACCCACGACAUCAGCCUGGAUGAGUUCGAAGAUGACGACCUGUCGGAGAUUACGGAGAUCACAGACGAGUGCGGGAUGAGCCUCAACUGCAACGGGCCGGAUAUAAAGGGUCAUGUGAGGAGGGGAACCAAUAGCAUGUCGGGGAGGGCAGAACUGGGCGCUGUUGGCCAGCUCCAGGCAGAGAUGUUGCAUUUGGAACUCAUCGACGGUGCCGACUCUUACCGCGGUGACAAGGAGUCCUGCAAGGCGUCUGCCAUCGCACCCCAGCCAGUCACCAAGGACCAGGCAGCACCUGUUACCAUGGAUACCUACAGGCCCAAGAGACCCACGACCCUUAACCUCUUCCCCAUUGUGCCACGAACACAGGACACACUAAACAAUAACUCCUUUGGGAAGAAGUACAGUUGGCAGGAGAAGGUUUCGGGCUCGUCCUCGCCUCUGAAAACAGGUGAGCUCACCCCUCCCCGUGAGCACAGCUGUCUGAGCGACGAGGACAAGGGACAGGGUGGGGGAGCGCAAACCAAAGACAGAGGGACCUCCACAGAUGCCCCCUGCAGGCACAGCCACACAUCUGGACACUCACACGGAUCAUCCACGGCGGCGGCGACUCGGUCAAAGGUUUCAGAGAAGCCGCCUGCACCACCUCCACCUCAGAACUACACCCCAGCUCCUGUCUACCCAGCGGGGAAGGCGGAUGGAGGUGGGAACAAUCGGGAGAGGAUCCGCUACCACACGGACGUUCAUUUAGAGCCAACGGAGGAGAUCUACCUGACUCCCGUGCAGCGCUCUGCCGACUCCCUAGAUCCCCCCAACGCACAGGACCGGCCUUUCCUCUCGCAGCAGACCGAGCAGGGCCGCAUGUCCAUCAGCUCCGACACUGAGGGCCCGCCUCCUUACCAGCCUCUCCCAGACCGGACAAACCCCUCCAUUUACGAGGAGGACGAGGUCUACGUCCCCCCACCUUCUUAUGCUUCCUGCGUAGAGUCCCUCAUAACGCCACCCAGCAUGGCUCGCUCCUCUCUCGCUCUUGACCUCAGCCUGAAGGGGGCAGGAACGGGGGCCGGGCUCAUGCUAAGAGGCGGGUCAUCAGUGGAGUACGUGGACGCCACCGAUGACAGCUACUGCGGGGAGGAGGACGAGGAUGUGGAUCGGAUCAUUAUGGAUGUAAAGAUGAGGAAGGGGGGAGGAAAGAGGGACAGCGUUGGUGGCAAAGCCGCGCCUCUAAGGACUUCCAUGAGCUCGGAGGCCAGCGGGCUUUCCUAUGACUCAGUCAAAUACACGCUGGUGGUGGACGAGCACGCUCAGUUGGAACUAGUCAGUCUCCGGCAGUGUUACCAAGGCUACAGUGAUGACAGCGACUCGGCCACAGUCUAUGAUAACUGCGUCUCUUCUCCGUACGAGUCGGCCAUCGGGGAGGAGUACGAAGAGGAGGAUGAGGAGGAGGAGGAAGAGGAGGAAGAGGAGGAGGAGGAGGACAGCGCUCUGAUAGGUGGAGUGAGGAGGGAGGCCACAGCGUGUCUGUCUGAAGACUCGACUCCAGAGGUGGACCUGCACUUCUCCAAGAAGUUCCUGAACGUGUUCAUGAAUGGACGCUCUCGCUCCUCCAGUGCAGAAUCCUUUGGCUUAUACUCGUGUAUCAUAAAUGGAGAGGAGAAGGAUCAGACCCACAGAGCCGUUUACAGGUUUGUCCCUCGACAUGACGAUGAGUUGGAGCUGGAGGUGGAUGAUCCGCUGCUGGUGGAGGUGCAGUCAGAGGACUACUGGUACGAGGGCUACAACAUGCGGACCGGUGCACGUGGGAUCUUCCCAGCGUACUACGCCAUAGAGGUGGCCAAGGACUCGGACAGCGAAAAAAGCACCGAAGUGAAGAGCAGUGAAUGGAUGGACAGAUACAGACUGAAGUUCCUGGGCUCGGUUCAAGUGCCGUUCCACAAAGGGAACGAUGUCCUGUGUGCAGCUAUGCAGAAGAUCGCCACCAACAGAAGGAUGACAGUGAAGUACAACCCGCCUUCCUCCUGCCUCCUGGAGAUCAACGUGAAAGGCAUCAAGCUUUCAGUUCAGGAGGAUUAUUACGCCUGUGACAGAAGCAACGAGUGCAAUCACUUCUUCCAGCUAAAGAACGUCUCUUUCUGUGGAUACCAUCCCAAAAACAGCAAAUAUUUUGGUUUCAUCACGAAACAUCCAGCAGACCAGAGAUUUGCCUGUCAUGUGUUUGUGUCUGAAAACUCCACCAAACCUCUCGCAGAGUCAAUAGGGAAAGCUUUCCAGUUGUACUACAAAGAGUUUGUGGAGUUCUCGUGCCCCACAGAGGACAUCUACCUGGAAUAGCCCCGCCCUGCCUUCAACCACAGCCCUGUACAGUACACUGUAUCAUAACAUAACUCUGCAUGAAGGACAGACAUAUCUAAGCAUACAAAAAAAAAGACAAACUGAAAAUUAACACAUCUGACAAACAGGAAAGGACAGGAUGAUCAAGUGUUGGUACUGUGGUUUGCUCAGAGGGAAGAGAUGAAAAUGAGCCAAAGGAGGAAAAGAAAUAUGCAAAAUGGAGUCAGUAAUGAAGCGGUUAUCACAGGCUGCCUGUGGAAAGCACAAACAUUGUAUCACCGCAGCCUUGGCAGCGCUAGUUAGCCUGUAGCAUCGUCUCGGCUGAUGAAACACUGAAAGCCCAGGAGCCGUACCGAACUGAACCAGCGUGAACUCUUAUUAGAGGAAGAACUGCAGCGGAGGUGAGGGAGAAUGAACACAUGAUUGGUUUAGUCUGAGACAAAGGAAGGUGUAUAUUUACAGAUUAACAUCCUCACACUGAAAAUGUACACUUAGUAAAACAAAUCCAUGUAGGAACAGUGAAGUUCAUCCUUUUAGCACACCUCAUAUGAAGGUGAUACUCACAUUGUUCAGAGACAACAACGAAAAAAAAAUCCACCCUGAAACACUCCGGACACAAGUGAUGCUCUUUGUAUUUCUAGCUGUAAAAUCUCCACAUUUCAUUAGAAGUUUAAUAUCAGAAGACUUAUCUGUAACAUCAGUGGAAACAGCAGCUUCUGUUAUCUCAUGAGGCAUGAGCUGUGCACACUACAAGGUGAAGCCAUAGACUGUGCAGGACAUGGACGUAGUCUCACCCGUUGGUCUCUGAAGAGGCGUUUUUGAAGCCCAGAGAUGACAGUCUCAACAAUAGAAACGCUGACUCAUCCGAUGCUUUUGAUGCAUCUAGAAAUCUGCAAGAGGGAGGAGUUGCAGCGGGCUCAAGCCUCCUGGCAAACAGCAAUAAUACAUCCUCUUUCUGUCAACCCUGCAGCACCCUUUGAUAUGCAAAUGUGUGCAUAACUCCAAAUAGAUUCUAAGAUUUAAUGAGCUAUUGAGACCAAAUCAGCUUUUUGAAGCAGGCAUUCAGUUAUUGGACAUUUUAACAUCAGACCUAAUGGGGAUUAUUUAGCUUUUGCAGCCAGCCCCAAGUGGAUACUUGAGGAACUGCAGCUUUUUGCACUAAUGCAUUGGCUUUUUCAACACUUGAGGGUGUGUAAGAGCCCCCAAAGUUGAAACAAUGAAUAAAUGCAUUGAUUCAACUGAUCAAUCAUCAAGUUAUAUUCCUAGGAAGACAUCUGUUGAGGACUCUGCAAUGUUUUCAAAAGUUUUUCAAAUGAGUUAAAUACAUCAGUGAGGGCUCUGAGGAGUUGUCUUUCUCUUCUUUUUAAUAUCUCAUUGAUACAUUUAUUGAUUUCUCAUAUGAGAGGGAUUCUUGAGAAACUGAUCCACUGAUUAGGAAGCAUUCAGGAGUUGGUUUUCUUCACAGCUUGCCCUCAAACAAGGUCAAAGUUAAAGAAAUAACUUGCAGCAGAAAAACGCAGCAUAUACACUACCAGUCAAAAGUUUGGAAACACCUUCUCAAUCAAGGGUUUCUAUUUAUUUUAAUUAUUGUAAACACUGUAGAUUAAUACUGAAGACAUCAAAACUAUAAAAGAACAUAUAUGGAAUUAUUUAAUGAAGACAAAAGUGUUGAACAAAGCAGAAUAUGUUUUAUACUUUAGAUUCUGUAAAGUAGCCCCCUUUUUCCUUCAUGACAGCUUUGCACACUCUUGGUAUUCUCUCAGUCUGCUUCAUGAAGUGGUCUCCUGGAGUGGUUUCUAAUUAACAUGAGCCUUGUCAAGAGUUCAUUUGUAGAAUGACUUGCCUUCUUCAGAGGUAGGGUUAGUACACAAUGGAUAGCCCUAUUUGACGACUGUUGUAAUCCAGAUUAUGGCAAAACCAGAUUAUUUCAUAGUUUUGAUGUCUUCAGUAUUAAUCUACAAUGCUGAAAAGAAUUCAAAUAAAUAAAAACCAUUGAAUGAGAAGGUGUGUCCAAACUUUUCAGCCUUCUGAAAUGUUUCAAAUGAGUUAAAUAUAUCAGCCUGGGUUGUCUUUCUCUUCUUUUUAAUAUCUCAUGGAUACAGUUAUUGAUUUCUCAUAUAAGAUUGAUUCUUGAGAAACUGAUCCAGUGAUUAAGAAUCUUUGGGGAGCAUAAAACAUUUGAUUUUCUUCACAGCUUGCCCUCAAACAAGGUCAAAGUCAAAGAGAGAACUUGCAGCAGAAAAAGGCAACAUAUAGCCGACACUAAGUGGUGCAAAAUGCUAAAGGUAACACAGCAAUUCCCAAACAAACCCUACUUCAGUUAAAAAUGAGAGGCUUAAAUCAGCAGUGUGCUACAGUCAGACAGAGAAUGAAUAGAGACUAACAUAGCAGGACCGAGAUCAGGAUGCAAUGUCCAAAUUAAUUGCAUACCUAGAGGUUAAAGAGCAUUUAGGGAAUUGAAGUGCAGACAAUAAAAUUCAGACAUGUUUCGUCUUGAGUUACAUCUUACUUCUGGAAUGCACUUAGCAUCACUUGUCCUUGAUGAAAAUAAAACCGUGCAAUGAGUGAACGAGUGAGGAUUCCUCCUGUAGAACUUUCAGCAGCUUCUUUUGGUAGUGCUAAGCUAAACGACCCCACACAGUAAAGCCUUAUUAGUCAUUAAUCCCGGGUCUAAUGCCAGACACACUGCGCUUUUUACCAUGUCGUACUAGGACUGAAAUCAGUGGAGAACAUAUUAAAAAAAAAUCAACUUUGGCUCUUCAGCAGCUAAAGUUCAAACAUACAAAUCUCCUUUAUGUGGUGGUCUAGAGCCGUGCUCCUCCUGGUCUCCACUUCAGAAUCAUGAAACGCUCUCAGUGCGCUAAAGCGAGAAGAUAAUAAGGCAGUGAUGUUUGGAGCAGAAGGUACGGGUGCUAUAAAGGGAGCAAAUUAAAACUCUGGUGUCUUCAUAUCUUUACUAGUAGUGCCUCUUCUUCAUCAGAUCAUUGUGACCUUCCUCAGUCGACUUUAUCACAACAUUUAAAGGAGUUGCCAUGGAGUGUGUGUUGAGUUUCAGAGUUUGAAUGCAGAAUAGGGACGUGGAAGUAUGUUUGAUGUGACUUGUGCUUUUUCCACUGCCAAAAAAAUGCUGCACUGUACCUGUGGUGCAAAGAUUAGUUUAACUGUGCGUGUGAAAUAGUGCAAAGAUAGAUUAUCCUUCACAUCAUGCUUCUCCGAUGACCUCAUCAGCUGAAUCUGUCGUUCUUCAGAAGACGUUUCCGGAGUAAGCUUGGGCCCACAUGAUGAGAACAGAAAACCAAAGUGUCGCCGUAUGUUUUGAAUCACCCCGGGUCCAGCACAGGUACAAGACAGUCGUUUUUCUGCAGUGAGAAAGCACACAAAAAGUGAGCUUCCUACUUCAUUUAUCACUGACUUUAAUUUCUAACAGAUUAUUUAAUUUCACCUGUAUUUAAACCAACAUGCUUGUCAACAAGAGAUUGAUUAAGGAUGUGGAAAUUGUCAUUCAGCCAUGUCACCAGUCCCCCAUAGUUUGUUUCUUUUUCAAACGAGAAUCAUUCAAAUGAGUUGUCUGCUUGGUGCCGAUCAAAGCCAUCGUGUUUUUAUCAAGAGAUCAAGACUGACUUUUCUAUGAGUUCCCCUCUCAGAAGCCAAUCAGGCAGACAGGAGACAAUGUAAAGAAGUGGGGGCUAUACGAAGGGAGUAUAGACAUGCCAUAUAUAAAUAAAUGAUUUAAUAUCUGUAAUUAUAAAUUUAACACUGUAUUGAUUCAGAUGUAGUAUGUGACAUUUCUCUUUAUUUUGGAAUUUUUUAGGUGUGAAUUUUUCUUUAUUUAAAGAUUUUAAUGCAGA
This is a messenger RNA of Notolabrus celidotus (New Zealand spotty), 6345 nucleotides long. RefSeq names its product mitogen-activated protein kinase 8 interacting protein 1b (gene mapk8ip1b). Gene Ontology annotation, cellular component: cytoplasm. Bases 89 to 2497 code for a protein of 802 amino acids. Gene Ontology annotation, molecular function: protein binding. Gene Ontology annotation, biological process: regulation of JNK cascade. The record is from RefSeq and is a predicted model, not a curated record. The transcript has 12 exons. Lineage: Eukaryota; Metazoa; Chordata; Actinopteri; Labriformes; Labridae.